This is a messenger RNA of Ziziphus jujuba (common jujube), 2261 nucleotides long. Its product is annotated as cyclic nucleotide-gated ion channel 18. Gene Ontology annotation, biological process: monoatomic ion transport; transmembrane transport. NCBI's taxonomy places the organism in Eukaryota, Viridiplantae, Streptophyta, Magnoliopsida, Rosales, Rhamnaceae. Gene Ontology annotation, cellular component: membrane. Gene Ontology annotation, molecular function: monoatomic ion channel activity. The transcript has 6 exons. Bases 121 to 2259 code for a protein of 712 amino acids. The record is from RefSeq and is a predicted model, not a curated record.
UCUUCUUCAUUAUUCUUCACCAACAUUUGCUUUUAUGGCUAAUUUGCAUUAACCUUCCCUGCCAUCCUCUCUUCUCCCUCAGCCUGCGGAAUCCGAUAACCCCGGAAUCCGCCAUGGAAGAUGAAUAGAAUAAUCUCCAAACGGGCUGCUAAAUUCCGCCCCUUCCGGCGACUUUCUUCUAAAAUCAGAGACGACGCUGCCGCCGCCGCCACUGCCAACGAGGAAGAGUACCCACACCUCAUUCUAUGGCGCUACCAAAUCCUUGCUCCCGACAGCGAUAUUGUUGCCCAUUGGAACCACAUCUUUCUUGUCACCUGCAUCGUCUCUCUCUUCAUAGACCCUCUCUAUUUCUUCCUUCCCUCCGUCGGAGGCCCCGCUUGCUUGUCCACCGACACCGGCCAAGCCAUCACCAUCACCUGCUUUCGCACCGUCACCGAUCUCUUCUUCAUCCUGCAUAUCGUCAUGAAGUUUCGCACCGCCUUUGUCGCACCAAGCUCUAGAGUUUUCGGUCGCGGCGAGUUGGUCAUGGACCCCAGAGAGAUUGCUCUGCGCUACUUGAAGAAGGAUUUCCUCGUCGACCUCGCUGCUGCUCUUCCAAUUCCCCAGAUUGUUAUCUGGUUUGUAAUCCCGGCAACAAGAAAUUCCAGAGCUGACCAUGCCAACAACACUCUUGCACUUUUCCUUCUAUUUCAAUAUGUUCCUAGACUGUUUCUCAUCUUCCCUCUGAACCAACGAAUCAUUAAAACUACAGGGGUUGUUGCUAAGACUGCAUGGGCAGGAGCUGCAUACAAUCUCCUUCUUUACUUGUUAGCUAGUCAUAUAUUAGGAUCUGCAUGGUAUCUACUGUCCAUAGGACGCCAAUUCUCCUGUUGGCAAAAUGAGUGUAGGAAGGAGCAUGAAUCAAAGCUUGUAUCUUGUCUUUAUAAUUUUCUGGAUUGCAAAAGUAAAGACCAGCCUGAACGCCAAUAUUGGCUUAAUGUCACUAAAGUUAUUAGUAAAUGCGAUGCGAGGGACAAUGGUAUCGAAUUCCAGUUUGGAAUGUUUGCAGAUGCAUUUAAUAAUGACGUUGUCUCUUCACCAUUCAUUGACAAGUACCUUUAUUGUCUUUGGUGGGGUUUGAGAAACUUAAGUUCAUAUGCGACAAAUGUGGAUACAAGCCGGUAUAUUGGCGAGACAACAUUUUGUAUUUUCACAUGCAUAAUCGGUUUAAUUCUGUUCUCCCAUUUGAUUGGAAACAUGCAGACUUACUUGCAAUCAAUGACGAUAAGACUUGAAGAAUGGAGGAUUAAGCGAAGAGAUACGGAGGAAUGGAUGAGGCAUCGCCAGUUACCUCCAGAUCUGCAAGAACGCGUUCGACGUUUUGUGCAAUAUAAAUGGCUUACCACCAGAGGAGUUGAUGAAGAUUCAAUACUGCGUUCGUUUCCUUUGGAUCUUCGCCGUGAAAUUCAAAGGCAUUUAUGUCUUGCUCUUGUUCGCCGUGUCCCCUUCUUCUCACAAAUGGAUGGCCAGCUUCUCGAUGCCAUAUGCGAACGUCUUGUAUCAUCUCUAAGCAUCCAAGGCACCUACAUCUUUCAAGAAGGUGAUCCACUUGAUGAGAUGCUGUUUAUUAUUAGAGGAAAACUCGAGAGUUCCACAACGGAUGGAGGAAGAUCCGGGUUCUUCAAUUCCAUCACUCUAGAAUCUGGUCACUUUUGUGGGGAAGAGCUAUUGACUUGGGCCUUAAUGCCAAACCCUAGCAUCAAUCUUCCUACUUCCACUAGGACUGUUAGAGCUCUUACCGAAGUUGAAGCUUUCGCACUUCGUGCUGAGGAUCUUAAGUUUGUUGCAGGUCAGUUCAAACGUCUCCAUAGCAAGAGACUUCAGCAUGCUUUUAGGUACUAUUCUCACCAAUGGAGAACGUGGGGUGCUUGUUACAUACAAGUUGCUUGGAGAAGGUAUAUCAAGAGGAAGAUGGCAAAGGAUUUGAGUCAGCAGGAGAGCUUCUGCUAUUUGAAUAUUCCAAGCCAAGAAAGCAACUAUGCUGAUGAGCUAGAACAUGGAAAUUAUAACUAUGGGACUGACAGUUUAGUAGAGGACAAUGCAAGCCAUUUCCAGCAUCUUGGGGCCACAGUUCUGGCUUCGAGGUUUGCUGCGAAUACAAGAAGAGGAGUUCACCACAAAGCUGAAGGGGGUAGCUCUGCUUCUACCAGCUUAAAGAUGCCCAAGUUGUUUAAGCCAGAAGAACCCAAUUUCUCAAUAGAUGAUGAAGAUGAAGUUUAGUU